This is a messenger RNA of Sphaeramia orbicularis (orbiculate cardinalfish), 3163 nucleotides long. RefSeq names its product mediator complex subunit 16 (gene med16). Lineage: Eukaryota; Metazoa; Chordata; Actinopteri; Kurtiformes; Apogonidae. Gene Ontology annotation, molecular function: protein binding. The record is from RefSeq and is a predicted model, not a curated record. Gene Ontology annotation, cellular component: mediator complex. Gene Ontology annotation, biological process: positive regulation of DNA-templated transcription.
GGGUCCUGACACUUUGUCCAACUGAAUGAAUGGUGGCAGAUUUGUUUCGAACAUUAGCCAUCGACGGAUAUUACCGUUUAAAUCUGGAAACAGCAGACAAAUACUGCAGACUUUUGGAUAUUUUAAAGGUUUAUUGUCGUUUCACAGGAGGACUGACAGGUUUGUUUUCAUCUACGUCUCUGGACUGGAAUUUGGAGUAAGGUGAGGCCUUCUCCUCCGGGCCUUCAGUUUUUAAUUCUGUGGUGGAAACAUGGAGCUGGCGUACGUCUGUGACUGGGAGAAGCGUCCGAAGAGCACCCACUGCCCGUCCAUCCCUCUGGUCUGCUCCUGGUCCUGCAGGAACCUGGUGGCCUUCACCACCGACCUGAAGAACGACGACGACGACAACAAAGAUGUCAGUCACAUGAUCCACAUCAUUGACACCGAUCACCCUUGGGACGUUUACUCCAUCAACUCAGGACAUGCCGAGGUCAUUUCCUGUCUGGAGUGGGACCAAUCAGGUUCGCGGCUGCUGUCCGCAGACGGGGACGGUCAGAUUAAGUGCUGGUCCAUGUCCGACCACCUGGUCAACAGCUGGGAGAGCGUCCUGUCCAGCUCUCUGGACGGAGACCCCAUCGUGGCUCUGAGCUGGUUACACAACGGAGUCAAACUGGCGCUGCACGUGGAGAUGUCUGGAUCCACGAACUUCGGAGAGAAGUUUUCGCGGGUGAAGUUCUCACCGUCUCUGACGCUGUUCGGGGAGCCCAUGGAGGGCUGGCUGGCGGUGACGGUCAGCGGCCUGGUCACCGUGUCGCUGCUGAAGCCGGGCGGCGCCCUGCUGACCGCCAGCGAGAGCCUGUGCCGGCUGCGGGGCCGCGUGGCGUUGGCUGACAUCGCCUUCACUGGAGGAGGGAACAUCGUGGUGGCGGCGACGGACGGGAGCAGCUCAUCCCCCGUCCAGUUCUACAAGGUGGUGGUCAGCGUCGUCAGUGAAAAGUGUCGCAUCGACACCGAGCUGCUGCCGUCUCUGUUCCUGCGCUGCACCACCGACCCGCUGAGGAGGGAGAAGUACCCGGCUGUGACCCACCUGAAGUUCCUGACCCGGGAGAACUCGGAGCAGGUUCUGCUGUGUGCGUCCAAUCAGAGCGGCAGCAUCGUGGAAUGUUGGUCCCUGAGGAAGGAGGGACUUCCUGUCAACAACAUUUUCCAGCAUCGAUCUCCAGUCGUUGGGGAAAAGCAGCCGACCAUCCUGAAGUGGAGGAUCCUGACCACCACCAACGACCUGGAGAGGGUGUCAGCCGUGGCCCUGCCCAAACUGCCCAUCUCCAUCUCCAACACCGACCUGAAGGUGGCGUCGGACACCAAGUUCUGCCCCGGACUGGGUCUGGCUCUGGCCUUCCAUGACGGCAGUAUCCAGAUCCUCCACCGUCUCUCCCUCCACACCAUGGGCGUGUUCUAUGGCUCCUCCUCCUCCUCCGCCGGUCAGCGUCCCGGAGACGAGUCCGCCAUCAAGCGCCAGAGGACCGGAGGCCCCGCCCUCCACUUCAAAGCCCUGCAGUUCUCCUGGACGUCGCUGGCGUUGGCAGGAGUCGACAACCAUGGAAAGCUCCACAUGCUUCGGGUCUCUCCUUCUAUGGGUCAGGUGUUGGAGUUGAACACCACCCUGCUCCACCUGCUGUUCCUCCUAGAGUACUGCAUGGUGACGGGCUACGAUUGGUGGGACGUCCUGCUGCACGUCCAGCCCACCAUGGUCCACAACCUGGUGGAGAAACUGCACGAGGAGUACAUGAGGCAGAACCAGGCACUGCAGCAGGUCCUGGCAACGCGCAUCGUGGCGGUGAAGGCGUCUCUGUGUAAACUGUCGACUGCGACGGCGGCACGGGCCUGCGACUUCCACGCCAAACUGCUGCUGAUCGCCAUCAGCUCCACCUUAAAGUCUCUGCUGAGGCCGCACGUUCUCAACACGCCGGACAAAAGCCCGGGAGACAGACUGACCGAGAUCUGCGCCAAGAACACUGACACCGAUAUCGAUAAGGUGAUGAUCAACCUGAAGACAGAGGAGUUGUUGGACGGCCCUCCCUUACAGUCUCUGCAGCAGCUCAUCCAAUGGGUGGGAGACUUUGUCCUCUACCUGUUAGCCAACCUGCCCAAUCAGGGCUCCAUGGUGCGUCCGGGCUUCGGCUUCAUGAGGGACGGGGCGUCUCUGGGCAUGCUCAGAGAGAUGCUGGUGAUGAUCCGGAUCUGGGGUCUGCUGAAGCCCGGCUGCCUGCCCACCUUCACCGCCACCUCAGACAACCAGGACAGCAUGCAGCUGCUGUUCAGACUGCUGACCAAGCUGUGGAUCUGCUCCCGGGACGACGCCCCCCCCCAGGACCCGGACGACACCCUGAUAGACGAGUGCUGCCUCCUUCCCAGUCAGCUGCUGGUUCCCAGUAUGGACUGGCUGCCGCUCAACGACGGCGUCAUCGUCAAACUGCAGGGAAAACACCCACUGAGGCUGCAGUUCGGAAAGGCCUGGUCCAUGUCCGCAGGGGGGGGCGCAUCCACCCCCCUGGAGGUCUACACCAGCUCUCCCGGAGUCCCCUCCCAGAAGAUGGACAAUCUGCGCUGUGUCCACAUGGGCGUGUGUCCAACUGAGGAGAGCAAGGCCUGCACCAGGUGUGGUUGUGUCACGAUGCUUCGAUCUCCGAACAAAACCAACGCCAUGAAACAGUGGGAGCAACGAUGGAUUAAGAACUGUCUGUGUGGAGGACUGUGGAGGAGGAUCCCCCAGAGCCAGACCUGAACCACCUGGACCUGGACCUGGACCAGGACCAGGACCGAGACCCAGAUCCAGACCUGAACUGACCCUGUCUGUGUGGAGGACUGUGGAGGAGGAUCCCCCAGAGCCAGACCUGGACCUGGACCUGGACCAAGACCCAGACCCAGACCUGAACUGACCCUGUCUGUGUGGAGGACUGUGGAGGAGGAUCCCCCAGAGCCAGACCUGAACCACCUGGACCCAGAGCUGAACCAGGAACCAGAGGGUUGGUCACAUGACCAGACUGUGAUCAUAAACAGGUUCACAGUUCAGAUCCUUUACAGACUGGGUUCAUUCAUCUGAUUUCAUAUGCAAUCUGUCUUUUUUUUUUUUUUACUGUAAAUAGUUUUUUUCUCAUUUUUAAUAAAACCAACAAUAGACACA